Propithecus coquereli (Coquerel's sifaka) is the source of this 3487-nucleotide messenger RNA. It is a transcript of the gene TRPC6, whose product is annotated as transient receptor potential cation channel, subfamily C, member 6. Gene Ontology annotation, cellular component: membrane; cation channel complex. The record is from RefSeq and is a predicted model, not a curated record. The transcript has 13 exons. Gene Ontology annotation, biological process: regulation of cytosolic calcium ion concentration; manganese ion transport; calcium ion transmembrane transport. NCBI's taxonomy places the organism in Eukaryota, Metazoa, Chordata, Mammalia, Primates, Indriidae. Gene Ontology annotation, molecular function: store-operated calcium channel activity; protein binding; inositol 1,4,5 trisphosphate binding. The coding region runs from base 424 to 3219 and encodes 931 amino acids.
GGGAUCAUGACGGAGUGUGCGGGGGAAGAAGGCGGGAGAGGAGGGCUGGAGAGUCUCGGUUGACAUAGUAACUUCAGCUCGUCUCCUGCUCUCCGCCCUUAGGCUUCGCUGCCACACGCGGCCCCUCCUGUGCUCUCGCUGCCCCGGCCGCAUCCUCGCGGGGUCCCGUCAGCCUGAUGCUCUCAGGUCAAGGUCCGCUUUGCUCCCCGCCAGGUGGUGACUACUCCCCGAGUGAGCGCGGCAGCCACUCGCGGAGCCCGGACCGCCGGGCGUCUACGCCCCCUGCCUCCCCCUGGUCCCCUGGGCAUCGGUCUGCCUAGGACCACUUCCGCGGAGGACGCGGCCCCUCCGCACCAGGUCCCGCUAGGACUGCGGGCGCGCCUCCCGCGGCGGCGGGGCCCAGGCCAGUCGGACGUUCCCGCCAUGAACCAGAGCCCGGCGUUCGGGCCCCGGAGGGGCGGCUCUCCCCCGGCUGCCGCCAGAGCCGGCGCGCGGCGCAACGAGAGCCAGGACUACCUGCUCAUGGACUCGGAGCUGGGAGACGACGGCUGCCCGCAGCCCCAGCUGCCUCCCUACGGCUACUACCCCGGCUUCCGGGGCACUGACAACAGACUGGCCCACCGGCGGCAGACAGUUCUCCGAGAGAAGGGGAGAAGGUUAGCUAAUCGAGGACCAGCAUACAUGUUUAAUGAUCGCUCAACAAGCCUAUCUAUUGAGGAGGAACGCUUUUUAGAUGCAGCGGAAUAUGGCAACAUCCCAGUGGUGCGGAAGAUGUUAGAAGAAUGCCUCUCGCUCAAUGUCAACUGUGUGGAUUACAUGGGCCAAAAUGCCCUGCAGCUGGCAGUGGCCAAUGAGCAUCUGGAAAUUACAGAGCUUCUUCUCAAGAAAGAAAACCUCUCUCGUGUUGGGGAUGCUUUGCUUCUAGCUAUUAGUAAAGGCUAUGUUCGGAUUGUGGAAGCAAUUCUCAGUCACCCAGCUUUUGCUGAAGGCAAAAGGUUAGCAACUAGCCCUAGCCAGUCUGAACUCCAGCAAGAUGAUUUUUAUGCUUAUGAUGAAGAUGGGACACGUUUCUCCCACGAUGUGACUCCAAUCAUUCUGGCUGCCCACUGCCAGGAAUAUGAAAUUGUGCACACCCUCCUACGGAAGGGUGCUAGGAUUGAACGGCCUCAUGAUUAUUUCUGCAAGUGCAGCGAAUGCAACCAGAAACAGAAACAUGACUCCUUUAGCCACUCCAGAUCUAGGAUUAAUGCCUAUAAAGGCCUGGCAAGUCCAGCUUACCUGUCGUUGUCUAGUGAAGAUCCAGUCAUGACGGCUUUAGAACUUAGCAAUGAGCUGGCAGUGCUGGCCAAUAUUGAGAAAGAGUUCAAGAAUGACUACAAAAAACUCUCAAUGCAGUGCAAGGAUUUUGUUGUUGGACUCCUUGAUCUGUGCAGAAAUACUGAAGAAGUCGAGGCCAUUCUCAAUGGGGAUGUUGAAACGCUCCACAGUGGUGAUCACGGUCGCCCGAAUCUCAGCCGUUUAAAACUUGCCAUUAAAUAUGAAGUAAAAAAAUUUGUAGCUCAUCCAAACUGCCAACAGCAGCUUCUCUCUAUAUGGUAUGAGAACCUCUCCGGUUUACGGCAGCAGACGAUGGCGGUCAAGUUUCUUGUGGUCCUUGCCGUUGCCGUUGGACUGCCCUUUCUGGCUCUCAUUUACUGGUUUGCUCCAUGCAGCAAGAUGGGGAAGAUAAUGCGCGGACCAUUUAUGAAGUUUGUAGCACACGCAGCCUCCUUCACCAUUUUUCUGGGACUGCUAGUCAUGAAUGCAGCUGACAGAUUUGAAGGCACCAAACUCCUUCCUAAUGAAACCAGCACAGAUAAUGCAAAACAGCUGUUCAGGAUGAAAACAUCCUGCUUCUCAUGGAUGGAGAUGCUCAUUAUAUCCUGGGUAAUAGGCAUGAUAUGGGCUGAAUGUAAAGAAAUUUGGACUCAAGGUCCCAAGGAAUACUUGUUUGAGUUGUGGAACAUGCUUGAUUUUGGUAUGUUAGCAAUCUUCGCAGCAUCAUUCAUUGCAAGAUUCAUGGCAUUUUGGCAUGCUUCCAAAGCCCAGAGCAUCAUUGAUGCCAAUGAUACUUUGAAGGACUUGACAAAAGUUACAUUGGGAGAUAAUGUGAAAUACUACAAUUUGGCCAGGAUAAAGUGGGACCCCUCCGAUCCUCAAAUUAUAUCUGAAGGUCUUUAUGCAAUUGCUGUAGUUUUAAGUUUCUCCAGAAUAGCUUAUAUUUUACCAGCAAAUGAAAGCUUUGGACCUCUGCAGAUAUCACUUGGAAGAACAGUAAAAGAUAUCUUCAAGUUCAUGGUCAUAUUCAUCAUGGUGUUUGUGGCCUUUAUGAUUGGAAUGUUCAACCUCUACUCCUACUACAUUGGCGCAAAACAGAAUGAAGCUUUCACAACAGUGGAGGAGAGUUUUAAGACACUGUUCUGGGCUAUAUUUGGACUUUCUGAAGUGAAAUCAGUGGUCAUCAACUAUAACCAUAAAUUCAUUGAAAACAUUGGUUAUGUUCUUUAUGGAGUCUAUAAUGUUACAAUGGUCAUCGUUUUGCUAAAUAUGUUAAUUGCAAUGAUCAACAGUUCAUUCCAGGAAAUUGAGGAUGAUGCUGAUGUGGAGUGGAAAUUUGCAAGGGCCAAACUUUGGUUUUCCUACUUUGAGGAGGGGAGAACACUUCCUGUUCCCUUCAACCUGGUGCCAAGUCCAAAGUCCCUGUUUUAUCUGUUACUGAAGCUUAAAAAAUGGAUUUCUGAGCUGUUCCAGGGUCAUAAGAAAGGUUUCCAGGAGGAUGCAGAAAUGAACAAGAGAAAUGAAGAAAAGAAAUUUGGAAUUUUAGGAAGUCAUGAAGAUCUUUCAAAAUCAGCACUUGACAAAAAACAGCUUGGGCACAAUAAACAAUCAAGUAUAAGGAGCUCAGAAGAUUUUCAUUUAAAUACUUUUAAUAAUCCUCCAAGACAAUAUCAGAAAAUAAUGAAGAGACUCAUUAAAAGAUAUGUACUACAAGCCCAGAUAGACAAGGAAAGUGAUGAAGUGAAUGAAGGGGAACUGAAGGAAAUUAAGCAGGAUAUCUCAAGUCUCCGCUAUGAACUCCUUGAAGAAAAAUCUCAGAACACAGAAGAUCUGGCAGAACUUAUUAGAAAACUUGGGGAGAAAUUAUCCAUGGAACCAAACCAAGAGGAAAGCAAUAGAUAAUGCAAAGACUUCCUUCGAAAUUUUUAUUUAUUUGUCCACUUGAAGCCAUAUUAUUUUCUGAUUUAUUUUUUUAAGUGCCAAUGUGCCCACCUUUUAAAGGAGAAAAAAGUUAAAUGAUAAUUUGGGUCAUCUUAUUAUCUGAGACCCCCAAUAUCUAAUAUUUUGGUGAUUAAAUUUUGUUGUUCAGGCUAAAGGUUGAAGAUUAUGAUGAAAAUGACGAUCAGUUGCUUGGUGCUUGUUUUAUAAACUGCUUUCUAGGGUAUAACUA